Drosophila simulans is the source of this 2784-nucleotide messenger RNA. RefSeq names its product gastrin/cholecystokinin type B receptor. The record is from RefSeq and is a predicted model, not a curated record. Gene Ontology annotation, cellular component: membrane. The transcript is spliced from 3 exons. The coding region runs from base 215 to 1780 and encodes 521 amino acids. Gene Ontology annotation, biological process: neuropeptide signaling pathway. Gene Ontology annotation, molecular function: neuropeptide receptor activity. NCBI's taxonomy places the organism in Eukaryota, Metazoa, Arthropoda, Insecta, Diptera, Drosophilidae.
CAUCAUGACGAUGGCGUGUGCAACGAGCUGCGCAUAAUAAUGACAGCGGAUGGCAAUCUGAACGAUAAGCGGCACCCGAUAAUGAAACAUUUAACUAACCCGUCGGUAGUCGCUGGCCAUAAAUCUGUCGGCAGUCUGCUCGCAGAGGCUUUUAGGUGCGGACCCCUUGCGCGGCAUACUUUCGGGCUUCCGUUCCGUUCCGUUCCGUUCGCCAAUGGCCCUGCUCCACUACACCUUCGACCAGCUCGAGUUGUACCUAGAAUGGGCGUUCGCCCAGCACGGAGAGGCCACGCCGAGUCCCUCGAUCCAGCCGUAUCCGGGCGUGUUCGUGGGCGAUCUCAGCCAGCUGAACCGCUUCAAGCGGCACGCCUUCUCCGCCGUCGUGGGCACGCUCUUCGUCCUCGCCUUCUCCGGCAACCUGAGCACCCUCUACGUGAACAGCCGCCGGAAGCUGCGUCCCUUCUUCCGGGCCUGCCUCAUCUCCCUGGCCUGCAGUGACCUCGUCUCCAGCGUCUUCUGCACCGUGUCCUACAUGGCCCAGUUCCAGGCGCAGUAUCUGCAGCUCUGGACAAUUGGUGGCUUCAUGUGCAAGUUUGUGCCCUUCAUAACCACCACGUCGGUGUUGUCGGGCAGCCUGACCCUGGUGGCCAUCGCCUUGGACCGCUAUUUGGCCGUGAUGCGACCCGUGCUGGGGUUCUGGAGUCCCGACAAACGCUUCAGCACUCUGUGCAUGCUGCUCAUCUGGGCCUGCUCGAUAGGAUCUUCUGGCCCGCUGCUGGGCAUCUACGACUACCGGAAGAUCUAUCUCUUGGAUGUGGAGGACUCCGGCGAGGAGAGUGAGGAGGUGGCGACCGCUGAGCCCGAGGAGCUGGUGGUCACCGAGCUGGAAGUGGUCCACAUGUGCCUGGCCGGGGACCACGACGUCGGACUCUACUACGUCAUACUGUUCACCCUGAUCUUCCUGCCGUGCAUAGUGUCCUUCCUAUGGCUGAAUGCCGUGAUUGCGAGGCAGCUCUGGCUGCGGAGGCACUACCACCAGGAGCAGCAGGUGCAGCAGCAGGAGCCCAAGGAGGGUCAGUUCAAGACCAUGGCGAAUGGCGGGGACCUCCUGAUGCCCUCCACCUUGGUCAGUGCCGUGGGAGUGGCCGUGCCCUUUGCGCUGGACAACACUCCCUUGCCGCCCAAGAGUCCCGUCAAGGCUCCUGGGAAGAAGACCACUGCUGCUGCUCUGGCCAGGGAGGCCAGGCACCGCAGGAUGGUGGCGGUGGUGCUGCUGAUGAUGGCGGUUUUCAUAUGCCUUCGACUGCCCGCCUGGGUCUUCCUGAUCAUGCGGCUCUAUGGAUCCUACUCGGAGCCCAUCGACUGGCUCCUGUACUUCAGCUUCGGCAUACUGAACCUGUUCAGUUGCGCCCUGAACCCCAUCUUCUACACCUUCCUCACCCAGACCAUUAGGACCGUGACGCUGGUCAAGCACAAAAUUCAGGGAUUCCUUGGCUGCCCGCUUGGUAAAGUGCCGGAUGGCAUGCCCACGGAUCAGAUGGACAAAAGCAGGUGCUGCUGCGGCCUGAGGCCACCCACCUUCACAUGGAGGUGCCAUCCCAGCCGCGAUAGGGCAGCAGCCACGGUAAUCAGGGAUGUGGACCAGCCAGAUCCGCCCUCCGACCAGGUGCAACCGGAUCCGAGUAGCCUGCGGCGGUUCCUCAGCUACAAGCAGGAGGUUUUCAGCAUUUACAAGCAGUGCGGUGACUCGUCGAGUGCGUCAAUCGAGUCCUCCGCCUGAUAGGCGGUGGUCAUAAAUCACCCGGGUGCAUUUGUCGGAUACGGGGGCCAACGGUUAGCAGAACCCCAGAACUUGAUUGAUGGAUGGAUCCACCCCCAUUCAGUCGGUACAGGCGCAAAAACGGUUUGUCACGGUGGGUAUAUCACCCACGAAUACAUUAGUACGCAUAUAAGAUAUAAGCUCACAUAUUAUGUACCUCAUCAAAUGUGUAAAUAUGAGGAAUAAACGAAUGGGUGUUGGCAGCUAACUAACCAUUAACACUUGGCACAAUCGAGAUCGGCAAGGUUUCAGUCAUUAUUGUGACGAAAACCUAAGACCUUCUAAGUACCACUUUAAACUAUAUAUAGAGAACCUAAGCUAAUUGUGAGAUUAAAAUGCAAUAACGCCUAAAGGUGCGAAUAUAACUAUUUUUAAAUAUUGUUAAUUAAGAAAUACUAGUUAACUGACAUAUGUGAUUAGUUUUGGUUCAGACAGACUAUCUUUGUUAUUUCUAAGAACGUAGUAAUUAGUUAGUGGAAUUAAUUAGUCACCGAAACUUAAAUUUGACUAAUUUGAGUCAUGCCCAAAAAGAGAACUGGCCUGACUAAGAUGCUCAUUAUAGAGUCAGCAGAUCGUGGACGAGACAAUGAGCCCGCAAUGCAAUAGAACUAGAUUGUAUACUAGAUACUUCCGUUUGGAACAAUGGUUAACAGAUCUCGUGAGAGAUAGAGCUGAAAGCAGUUAUUUGUCAAAUGAUGGGCACGCCAGUUGAAUUUAGCUAUGCGGCGAAAGCUCUCUCCCAAACUCUCUUCCCAUGAACUUUUGUAAGCCGCAGAGCCCGAAGCUCGACUCAAAGCUGAAAUCUGCGUUUUCUGGCAUUCAGUGUCGGCGGUUCGCGGCGAGCGGUUGGAUUCGGAUUCUUUGGUCGGUGAGACGCGAAAUCUUCUGUGCGGCGGGUGAAAUCUUCGGCAGAAGAAACAACAAAGCGACAAGUGUGGAGUGUGGAGUGCAUACCGUACCGAAAA